Vigna unguiculata (cowpea) is the source of this 1207-nucleotide messenger RNA. RefSeq names its product short-chain dehydrogenase TIC 32, chloroplastic-like. The record is from RefSeq and is a predicted model, not a curated record. Lineage: Eukaryota; Viridiplantae; Streptophyta; Magnoliopsida; Fabales; Fabaceae.
UUGGAGUUCAUCCACUUUGGUGCUUUGGUCAUUCUGAGGAAGAUUUCAUCCAUGCUUCAUAGUUUCCAUUCCUUUUUUCCAGAAUUCUAUCUCUUUACUUAAUCAGAUAAGACUUUUCAUUCAGAGAAAGAAGAAAAUAACACAGAAUGAGCAGAAGAAAGGGUUCUUCGUUUUCGUCUGCUUCAACUGCUGAACAAGUUACUGAAGGAAUCGAUGGCACUGCCCUCACUGCUAUUGUUACAGGUGCAACGAGUGGUAUUGGCGCUGAAACUGCUCGUGUUCUUGCGAUGCGUGGUGUUCAUGUAAUAAUGGGGGUUAGAAAUUUGGUUACUGCAAAAGAUGUUAAAGAAGAAAUACUUGAGGAAUAUCCUUCUGCUAAAGUUGAUGCUAUGGAAUUAGACCUUAGUUCAAUGGCAUCUGUUCGAAAAUUUGCGUCAGACUUCAUUUCUUCUGCUCUUCCAUUAAACAUUCUCAUAAACAAUGCAGGAAUAUUUGGAACCCCUUUCAUGCUGUCUGAGGACAAUAUUGAACUGCAAUUUGCCACCAAUCACGUAGGUCAUUUUCUUCUAACCAAUCUGCUGUUAGAUACUAUGAAGAAAACAACACAUGAAAGUAAGAGAGAAGGAAGAAUUGUUAUUGUCACAUCUUGCGCUCAUCGAUUAUCCUAUCGUGGAGGAAUCCGUUUCGAUAAAAUUAAUGAUGAAUCAAGUUAUCGGAAAUUUUGUGCAUAUGCUCAGUCAAAGCUUGCCAAUGUUUUACAUGCCAAUGAACUUGCAAGACGUUUUAAGGAAGAAGAAGUAGAUAUUACUGUUAAUUCUGUUCAUCCAGGAACCAUUAUCACCAAUAUUGAUCGUUACUACGUUAACCCUGGACUUGCGGCUGUACUUAAGAAGUUUAUAAGUUUUGCAUUUAAAAAUGCUGAACAGGGAGCAUCAACAACAUGUUACGUAGCAUUGCACCCUGAAGUUAAGGGACUUAGUGGAGAGUAUUUUGCAGAUAAUAAAAUGGCCAAAGUAGGGUCAAGAGGAAGGGAUAUUGAGUUGGCUAAGAAACUUUGGGAUUUCAGUAUGAAUUUGAUCAAGUGAAAACUUUGUGUUGCGCCAAUGUUAACUAGAGUGCACAUUUCUGCCCUAAAACGUUUUGAAUUCAUGCUUCAAAUUUGAAUGCAUGAGGAACGAGGUACAAGAAAACAACACAUUUGUCAUUA